AUGCCAAACUCCACGCCACCACUGGCCGUGGAUGCGGCUGCUCCUGAGGAAAUGGAUGAGGAUGCGAAUUGGAGUGCGAAGGAUGGCACGGCGGAGAAUGUGGGGACCACGAGACGCAGUCCGAAGGCUUGUGAGAUGUGCUAUCGGAGGAAGACCCGGUGUGAAGUGGACGGGUCAAAUCCGGUCUGUCUUCAAUGCAUGCGGAGAAGCACCAAGUGUUUUUUCCCCUCGAGGAAGGAGAAACGUGCUGGUCUGAAACGAAAACAAUAUGUUCGUUCUUUGAAGGAACGUCUGGGGAGACUAGAGUCUCUGUUGAAGACGGCCGGCAUCUUGGAUGAAAACGCCAUGAGCGAGGAGCUGUCUGAUGACGAUGAUGAUGACCCAGCAGAUGAAGACUCGGAGGCUGAGGCCAUGCAGCCCGAAGAGCCUCCCCGAAGUACCGGUGCUACUAUGGUGCUUGGUAAACCAUCUCCAGGCACUGGAGUCCUAGGACAUGCCUUCAAGUGUGAUGUUCGAGAUGACUCGCGAUAUUUUGGACGCGCAUCUUCCCUCUCAAUCUUAUCACCGCAAGGGAUUGAGUGGAUAAAACGAAAGACCGGAGACGUCAGCUUCCUGAAGGUCUUAUUCUCUGAUUCUGCUCGAGACACUCCGUGGAAUCACUGGCGACCAGAUGUAUUCCAUGACCUAUUUGCAUCGAAAGUAUUCAAGCCUCUACCGUCAAGAUCGGAGGUGUUUUCCCUGAUGAAGGACUUCUUUCGUACGGCGAAUCGGCUGUUUCCGAUAUACCACGAGGAAACCUUCAUGCGCAUGGUGGAAUGGCAGUAUACGCAACAGACAUGCGACGAUGCCGCGCGGUGGGCAAGUAUCAACAUCAUAUUAUCUCUGUCUUACGAGUAUCGGCUCUCGAAUAGCAUGAAGCCGGAAAAGGACCGUGAAAAGGCCUGGUUGUACUUCAAGAAUGCCGUCUCAGUCUUUACGGAGCUGACACUUCGGCGGACUGAUCUUUUAAGUGUUCAGGCCCUGUUAGGAAUGGCUUUCUUCCUGCGAGGCAAUUCCGGAACGCAGUCUGCCCUGCCCAUAGUGACUGCUGCCAUGCGGUCGUGUCAGCGGAUGGGGCUCCAUCGUGAUAUUCCACGACCCGAACUGCCCGCAGCAGAGCAGGAGCAACGAAAGCGUGUUUUCUGGAUCGCAUUUAUCCUUGACCAAAGCACAUGUCUCCGCGCCGGAACCGCGCCAUCGCAACACCCAGACGACUUUGACGUCGCUCUGCCCGCAGAUGCAAUCGGCAACGAAGACACCUUGGUGUCCAACAAUAUUCCAUUUUUCCGGCAGCUGUGCCGUCUGACGAUCAUUAAGAGCCGCAUUUACAGUCAACUCUACUCCACCAAAGCGCUUCAAAGACCCCCUAAAGAAGUGUAUCGCACUGUCAAGGAGCUGCACACCGAACUCGAGGAAUGGCGGCGCCAACAUCCUCUUCUCAAGGAGCCGAAACAAAAAGUUGCUGAAAGUGAUUUCCUGUAUGGUUUUGCAUCUGUCGGUCUGCAUUUCGUGUACUACAAUGCCCUGAUCAUGGUCCAUCGCAUACCUCUUCUGAUGAACUACGCAUACUCGAGUCGCCUCCCCAAUGCGUCUGGUAAGAAGCAGGCGAUGAGUGCACAGGCAUCCUCAUCGGCCGUUAUCUGUGUCCAGGCUGCACGGGAUACACUCAAGCUGGUGAACAACAUGCCAUGGGGGGAUAUCGCAUGGAUCUGGUCUCUACUCUACUAUGUGUUUCUGGCAGUAGCGACAAUCUUCUCGAACACCAUCCGCGACCACGACCACCCACACGCCCGAGAAGAUCUCCAGUCCUUGAACAUGGCCGCCACAUUCUUUGCCACUCUCAUCCCCGGCGAUGGACCGAGCAACUAUGCCGGCUUCAUGACCCGCAUGAGCGCCAACCUCGAGCGCAUCGCCCGUAUGGUCGUCGAGAAAGACGAGAGAAUUGCCCGCGAUCUAGAAAGCAAGGACAAAGAGCGUCGCGCCCCGGGAAGCAGGCGACAAAACUCUCGAACAUCUCUAGCGCCCUCUUCGAGGUCACGGCAUCGCUCCACGACAACACGCACAUCCACGACGACUCCCGGGACUGCGGCCGUCCACCAACAAGCAAUGCCCAGAAUGCCAUCUGCAUCAACUACCACAGGACCUUACAUGCCAGAUAUAAGCAUCCCCGAAACGGUCGAGGGUCUACCGCCGGUAAACUCAUGCGGGUACGUCGUGCCGAUGAGCCCGGGUGAUACCUCCCAAGACCCGACCUGCCAUACAAAUUCAACCACUACUCUCGACCACGGCGACUUUUCUACAGGAACCACCAUGCCAACCUGGCAACAAAUGGGCCAAACCCCAUCGUCACUGGAAAUGGAAAACAUGCAAUCCCCCUUCUCGCACAACAGCAGCGCCGCAACGACAUCCACUGGCCCCGCAUUUCCGGAAUUCUGGCAAAUUCCCCUAACAGCGGACUGGGAGUUCGGUAACAAUCCGUGGGCGGGUCUCUUUCCCGCAGCAAACGAUUAUCCAGAGGUACCGGAACCAGCAGCAGAGCUGAACCAGUCCCAGCACGACCCCCAUUACCACUAUUACCAACAACAACAGCAUCACAACCCAGCCGCACCGUCAUCAUCCCUGCCCAUCCUCAGUGCCGAAUCAUUUCUGACCGAUGGAUCGACGGCUGAUCCCGACGCCGGCUCGGGCGGUGGCGCGAGACAUCAUCCUGGUGAUGAUGACAGGUUUGGAAUGGAGUAUUUACGGUAUGCGUUUGGUACGACCUCACAGGAGGACCAGGAUCGGAGUCACGACUUGGAGCAGGGGCAGCAGAGUCAGGAAGAGGGACAGGAGUGGACACCGGGGUUUUUGGGGUUGUUUUAG
Penicillium lagena is the source of this 2901-nucleotide messenger RNA. RefSeq names its product transcription factor domain-containing protein. The coding region runs from base 1 to 2901 and encodes 966 amino acids. The transcript has 5 exons. Gene Ontology annotation, molecular function: zinc ion binding; DNA binding; DNA-binding transcription factor activity, RNA polymerase II-specific. Gene Ontology annotation, biological process: DNA-templated transcription; regulation of DNA-templated transcription. The record is from RefSeq and is a predicted model, not a curated record. Lineage: Eukaryota; Fungi; Ascomycota; Eurotiomycetes; Eurotiales; Aspergillaceae.